AUGAACAAGCAAAUGCAUAACGGGUGGGGGGAGAGUGCUGGUAGCCAAAGCCUGCCCUUGGUCUCCAAGCCGCUGGCGCAUGGGUCCGCGAGACACAGAGCCCUCGGGUUCUCACGCAGCGCCAGGCUGCGCGCAGGGGCGGCGGGCGGGGCGGGGCCAUCCAGGCACCACGCCCCCACCCCCGCGAGCCCUCGUGAUUCCAGACGCUCCGGGAUCCCUGAGUCGGAGGUUGCUGCUACCUCCGCGUCUUUAGCACCCGAUGAGAGAGUUGAGACAAGGAAAUUAUAUGCACUGCUCAGUAUAACACAGCUGGAUACAAGCUUCAGGCAGGCAAAGUACAUCAUCUCUCCCAUUCACUCCUGUACCUUGAGCAGCAUCAAAUACUGUGCCAGACAUAUGGUGUUUUCAGGCUCCAGGCAGCCAGCUCCUGCAUCACUCCAAGUAAAUAGACCUCCAUUCCAGGGAGGACCGUCGUUACGGACAUGCUCCCACUCCCCAGACCAGAGAAGGGGGCAUGCGGGUACCUGUUGGCUCCUGAUACGUGUCACGCUCAUCGCAAAGCAACUUAACAAGCAGUCUCCUGCCCCCAGGAGUGAGCAUGAAGCUGGAUCCAACACUCCAUCCAUCCUGAGGUCUAGAGGCAUUAAUGGAAGCACGAGCAUGUUCUGGAUGGUUUUGGAGAGAAGAGCAACCUUCCCUACACAUGAUUGCUUAGAUGAGCCUCCAAACGCUGGCAUGUUCUGAAGAAGGAAGCGGAGAGGCGCGGGCGUUGCAGAGGGAGCCUCGAGCUGAGCUGGGCUGGGAGUCAUUAAAGGAGGCGGCUGUCCCCGGGGCCCCAGACGGCAUCUCAUCAAGAUGCCCUGGAACUCGCCCAGCUUUGCUUCAGAUGUUCCAAGCUCAUUUUGAGUCAAAGCCUUUUCAUCUGAGUUCAUUCUCCCUGCACACUUCAUCCUCCUGAAAUUGCACCAAGAAGCCACGAUCAGAUCACAUCACCACCGAUAAACCCUCCGCUGAGCGUUAUCGUUCCUCCAGGCAUCUGAAACGGUGCUAAUGUUCACGCUCCGAAUGUCAGCGGACUGUGUACCCUUCACUCUCAGUAGAUGCUGAGUUUUAUGCUCACCAUUACUCUCUGUUCACUGGCGCCGAUUCAUAUAGUGCAUCAAUUUUCUUUCAUUUUUGUUUCUCAACUCCUACGGCAAAGUUUAGCACCAUAAAAUAUGUGACAUGACUCGAUGAUGAAGCAGCAGCUUCCUGCUGAAACUUCAGAGCAAGAGACACUUUUUUUUUUUUUUUUUUAAAGAAAGAAGGCCAUUGAGCUACCAGCUGUUCUCCUAAAAAAGAUGUGGCAGCAUUAUCCACGCAGAUAUUCUGCAGUUGUUUCCUGGCCAUAAUGAAAAGGGAUUUUAUUUGAUUUUUUUUAGGCUCAACUGGAUGUGGUUUCCAGGAACUCAUCAGGAUAAGGAGACAUGUAUCUUUGCACUGGAUAAACUGAGUCUAAGUAUCAUACUUAUCCAUCGUCAAGGCCAACAUCUUUAUUUCUUGAUUCCAUAAAGAAAUAGAAAAUUGGCAUUUUUUAAAAAAAGGUUACUGACGUUAAAAUGUGCUUCAUUCUACUGUCAAAUACGGUAGAUGCCACUUAAAAGAAGUGUUGCCCACAUAAAGCAAAGCAAAAAUUCACUUGAACUUUCUUUCUCCCCAUGCCCUACUUUUCAGCAGUAUUAUCCAAGAAGAAUUAUCAACAAUUUAGGUGGAGAAGUGUACAGGGACAGGUUGAUGCUAGCCUGAGGUAUUACUCCCCAGUGACUUGAAUAGCGAAGAUAAGUAGAAUAUUUCUCUAGAGGGCACAUAGUAGAAUGGCUAAUUUGCACAGAAAAGGGCAUCAUUCUGCGUUUGCAUCUGCAGUACAUGAAAUCUUAAGUUCCUAGUACCCGGUUUGUAAGCAUCUCACACACAUGGCAGUCUACCCAUUGAGGAGUCCCACUCUCCUUCAAACUCCUAUGCUGGAGCUUGGAAUAGAGGAAGGAUGGAGAAAUGAUUGCUGCGGCAGAUUUUUCUCCACUUCCUUCCCCCACAAGGUGUGAGCUACCAGGGUUUCCUGACAAAAAUUUUGAGACAAUUCAAACAAUGAGGGGUCAGGAUCAGAGGGAGACUGUGUAAAAGUCAUCCAGUAGAGAGGUCUGGGAACUGCCCUUGACUUACGCCUCUCGGCCCCUCCCCUACAUUCAGUCACCUAGGAAGUCUUAUGAUUUCAAUUUCCUAAAAAACCUCUCUCCAGUGACCCUCCCUCCAAUACCCCAUUGUCUCAAGGUGGCUCACUGGUUUCCCUGCCUUCUGGCUCCAUCUCCCCGUUCCAACCCUUCACUCCAGGCACUGGGAUGAUGGUUCUGAAAAACAAAGAUACACGUUUAUUUUAUGAAGUUCCUUAUAUAGCAAAGCUGAACCAUUGCUUUAUCUUCUGUAGAGAAUAAAGCUCCAUUCUUAGGCUGGCGUGGGAGAGUGAACCUUGUCCAACAGAGCAGGGCAACUGAUCUGGAAAUCAAAAUGGUGUUCAGGCACACGUUCAGUGGUGGUCCUGCUCCUUAAAACAGCAUCUUCACCUUUACUUUCAGAGGCGUUAUGUAAUCCGGAUCCACUUGGGGCUGGCUCUGUGGUCUAAAUUGAGUUGCCUUUCCCCUUUCCCUGUUACCAGCUUGAUUUGUUUUUCUCAGUCCUAGUAAGCUCAUCAUUUAUCCCUCUGCUUUUCAGCUGCCAAAAUAUUGUAGAUGUUGCCCCCUCUUUGAUUCUCUGUUCUUGCUGUGUAUGCCUUUUAAAGAAACCCUGGAUUGGGGAGGGUUUGAAAUUAGCAGACACAAACCACUUUAGGUAAAACAGAUAAAUAAGGUUCUAGUGUACAGCACCGGGAACUAUAUCCAAUAUCCUAUAAUAAACCAUGAUAGAAAAGUAAAAAAAAAAUAAAAGAAAAACCCUAUAAUGUUGUUUUAAUGGCCUUUUGAGAGAGAGAGAAAAUAUAUGUGUAUCUUCAAUGGCUAUCUUUACCUAGAAUCCACCUGUAAUUUUUUUUUUUUACAUAAAUGCAAAAAACUAGUCACAGUCACCCAGAUCCACAGACACAUCAGGAGGGUAUUUGAGUGAGGAGGUGAAGGGGAUAUUUUCAAAAUUAAAAAAAAAAAAAUGUUGAGUCACAGUGUUAUGCAAAAAUGAAAUUGCUAGAGAUCAUAUUGCAUUUUAAUAUGGAACUUUAGAGCAUGGCCCUAAAAAAGAUGAUCAAUUUUUAUGCUGCUGAAGUGGUAGAGCACGCUAAUAAAAAUAAAAAUAAAGUAUACUAAAGAGUCACCCUUAGCGUGGCAUCCAAAGUCAAACUGUUUCUACUUUCUUUGCAGCUCUUGUUUAUUAAGAAACACACAAUUUCAUAACAAUUUCAUGUCAAAGUCAGCUUCAUAACUAUCAUUUUUAAUUCUCGUGGAAUGUUCAAUUGGAUUGAUAAGGUAUCACUUACUAAUUCAUUUCCAGUUGCUUUCCCAGCAUAAAUAGAACUCCUUGCAUGUCACUGAGCUUCUGCUAGGGCAGAUCUAUCCCAGCUCUACUCUACGUUCUAUAGCAUUUGAUAUUAUCAUUUUAUUUUAUUUUGUUCUUUUUAGGGCAACACCUGCAGUAUAUGGAAGUUCCCAGG
This is a messenger RNA of Sus scrofa (pig), 3670 nucleotides long. The record is from RefSeq and is a predicted model, not a curated record. Lineage: Eukaryota; Metazoa; Chordata; Mammalia; Artiodactyla; Suidae.